Molecule: messenger RNA, 3045 nt
Organism: Paralichthys olivaceus (Japanese flounder)
Lineage: Eukaryota; Metazoa; Chordata; Actinopteri; Pleuronectiformes; Paralichthyidae
Gene: ism1
Product: isthmin 1
Biological process (GO): negative regulation of angiogenesis
Source: RefSeq, a predicted model, not a curated record
UGUGUGUCUUCUCGUGGCUCGGUGUGGUUUGACUGGUUUCCUCCUGCAGGACUUUUUGAUUUCGGUGCGCUCUCAGUCACCAGCAGAAUGGAUGAAUACCGUUUUUGAAACACAACUCCACCGUGAAGUGAGAUCCUUGUUUUUUUUAUUUGUUCUAUUACCUGCACUUUGUUUCCCUCUGAAGUUGAAUCUCAGUCUAAAAGCGCUCUGGUUGGAUGGUGCAGAAUGUGGACGGCAACACAAGACGUGCGUAAAGCGCCUGAAGUGGACGCGAGGAAGUGCCAAGUGUGGGGCUGCUGAGAAUGUGGCGGGGACACCACGGGGCGACUGGGCUGCAACUUUCCUGAGCUUGGAGAGGUUUUUUGGGCGCAACAAGAGCGGAACGUGUCCAUGCUGUGCGUAAAGGUCCCGCACCAUUCAGCUGCAGUUGGCAAAUCAGCGCAUGAAGUCAUGUCAUCUUUGGCUUUAAAUUAAACCACGUGAAUAAUCAAUAGAAGAGGACAACUCCACAUUUAUGACACAGUUUAGAAAGAAAAUCCACUGGAUCACAUUUAACCCAUCAAUCCUCACUCAGGUUAUCUGACUCCCCCCGCUCCGAUCCAGUUCCCUUCUUUCUUUCUUUUUUUUUUUUUCCUUUUUGCAAUUCUGAUUCCCGAAGUGGCUCCGAAGUGGUGUUGCGGCUCCUCGUCCCCGGCGGAUCCGGAGAUCGGAGUCUCUGCACCGGGAGGAGGCGGAGCCGGAGCUCCGGCACCAGCGCACGCUCCCAAGAGCGGCCGCGUCAAGAGGAUGGUGCGUCUGGCGGCGGAACUGCUGCUGCUCCUGGGACUCCUUCUCCUCACCUUGCACAUCACGGUGCUGCGGAGCAGUCCGCUGCCGCAGGGAAAUGUCACUCUGAGCCUGGAUCAGGACACAGCACUUACAGAGCAGAACAACAUAAACGUAAAAAGCAGUUCCACGGCACAUCUAGCUCCUGAAGACCGGCGGUCUGGUCCAGAACACCGGUUGGCCCUGCCCUGGGCACAAGGCAGCAACGUACACAGGGACGGCCCUGGCACUUUCAUCCUAGAUCUGCACAAUUUCCCUGACCUCUCCAAAGCCGACAUCAAUGGACAGAAUCCCAACAUACAGGUGACCAUUGAAGUGGUGGAUGGACUGGAGGGCCAAGAGCCAGAGAAAGGCCUCCGCAAGGAAAGCAAACCCAACUGGGCUUCUCCUAACUGGAGAAACUGGUGGCCUCGUACUUCGUCGUCCUCUUCCACUACUACUACACAUCAAACAGAGGAGCAUGAUCGCUCCUACGGGAGUAACAGCGAGGACAGCAACUUCCUCAGGCCGCCGGCAGACUGGGACAGGAGAGGAGGCACCGGGGGAGGAAGCAAAGCUCAAGCUGAAUAUGACUAUAUGGAUGGAGAGGGUGACUGGAGUAACUGGUCAGCGUGCAGUGUAACCUGCGGAAACGGCAACCAGAAGAGGACCAGGUCAUGCGGUUAUGCCUGCACGGCCACAGAAUCCAGGACUUGCGACAUGCCCAACUGUCCAGGUAUCGAGGAUGCCUUCAAGACAGCAGCGACUGAAGUCAGCCUGUUAGCUGGAACAGAUGAGUUCAAUGCCACAGAACUCUUUGGUGUCGACACAGACAGCUGUGAGCGAUGGAUGAACUGCAAGAGCGAAUUCCUGAAGAAGUACAUGACCAAGGUGGCAAAUGACCUUCCCAGCUGCCCUUGCUCUUACCCAACUGAGGUGGCAUACAGCACAGCGGACGUACACGACGCCCCCACCCGCAAAGAUUUCCGUUGGAAAGACGCAAGCGGACCAAAAGAGAAACUGGAGAUCUACAAACCCACUGCGCGUUACUGCAUACGUUCCAUGCUGACGCUGGAGUCCACCACGCUGGCCGCGCAGCACUGCUGCUACGAUGACAACAUGAAGCUCAUCACUCGUGGGAAAGGGGCCGGCACACCCAACCUCAUUAGCACAGAGUUCUCAGCUGACCUGCACUAUAAGGUGGACAUCCUGCCCUGGAUCAUCUGCAAAGGGGACUGGAGCCGCUACAACCAGGCCAGGCCGCCAAACAAUGGGCAGAAAUGUCCCGACAACCCUCAGGAUGAGGACUACUACAAACAGUUUGAAGAAGCAAGGGAAUUCUAACUCAAACAGAGUGAAAGGAAAAAAGAACACUGCUCAAAUAUUCAGCUAAAAUGGGGCUAAAUAACAAAUGAACUUUUAGGCUCUAAGGAACAUAACUUCACUGCUCUGAUGAACCAAGAGGAAUAAAAACCCUUACUUUGUCACAAGGAACUUUUCUUGACUUAACCAAAACAGGCACAAAAUAAUGCUUUGUUUUUAAUCUUUUUUUAAGAAAGUAUGUAAGAAAGUAAUUGUGUUGCCAAUUAUAACUCAGUCAGAUUUGGUCAAUAAAGGGAGAAGCAAUUUUGGUAUUCUUAAAAAGGGAAGCAUAUUAUUCUAGGAAUGUCCAUUUAGAUUGUGUCCGUGUUGCAAUGAAUCUGAGAGGCCUAUGAUUAUAGAAAAAUGAGUGUGUUGGGGUGGGGGGUGGGAACAGAGAACAGGGUAUGAAACAUUUUCUCCCAUUUUUGUCAAUUGCAAUAUCCAGGUUCUCAUGUAAGCUUGUGACUAUGUUUAUUUAGCAUGCACAUUUUUUAACAACCAUCUCCCUUGUGUCUCAGAGGCAGAUCAUUGUAAAAAGCCUGCAUUAUUUUUGUAAAGUAUUUAUUAAGCUGUAGCUGCGUCUGAGUUGGGCACCUACAAUUGUGGUUUCUGAUUCACACACUGAAUGCCAACUUGAGAUCUCUCGCUAGCCCAAACUUUGCCAUCAAUGUGCAUAUCCCCGUCUCAAGUUAGGAUUAAACCAUGAUUGACCGUAAAGAAUGUGUGAAUUCAACUGUAUGGAAAGACUUUUUUCAAAAUAUAAAUCUAUGAAUAAAUUUUUGUAAAUGCCUAUGAAUGUUUUGCAAGAAGAAAAUAUGUGUAUGUCUGAUAUUCAAAGUAAACAUUGAUAUUUCAAGCAGACGUUUUAUCAGCUGCUAU